AAGGCAGCGGCGUUGUCACAUGACCAGCGCACAGCUGAGGGAUGCUGAGGUAGGCUUGCCCGUUUGCUAGCCUGUUAGCAACGUUAGCCGUGUCUGGUAAUCCUGGCAAGAAGCAGCCAUUUCUUCCCCACCGUUCCACACAGAAUCACCCCGGGGAGGAGAUACUCUACACGCCAUGGAGAGGACUGAGCGCAUGCGGUCGUCGUUCGUAUCCCCUCGUAUCGUCAGCUGUUGGUUAGAUGUCAAUGUCAUAGUUUGUAGCUAGGGCUGCCAGGUUAGCUCAGCUAGCCCGUGUCUGGUUAACGCAGGGCCAAGGCCAAGGCCAGAGCGAGAAAAGGGAGGCCGUCGGGGGCGUUGCUCUGUAGGUGGACAGAGUAGGAGAGGUGUAGGCCAUCAGGUUGUGGAUCGGACCUCCAUCUGAAGUCGCCUCCGCCAUCAUCUUAGUCACUGUCGGCCUCAGCUGAGCCAUGUCUUCAUCGGGCUGCUGCCACCUACCUGGCUCCCUCUGUGAUUACUCCGGGAACGCCGAAUCCGAUGCCUCCAAGGAUUCGGAGGAGUCCGACUCUACCGCGCAGGCCCAGUAUAUUGCCAAGGUUACGGCUAAAGAUGGCCGCCCACUCUCCACCGUUGUCAAAGCGGUGAGCUUGCAGAGCGAUGUGGGCAUGUGUCGGAUCUGUCAUGAGGGAGCCGGAGGGGAGACGCUGCUCUCCCCCUGCGACUGCACUGGUACGCUGGGGAAAGUGCACAAGAGCUGCUUGGAGAAGUGGCUGUCCUCCUCCAACACCAGCUACUGUGAACUGUGUCACACAGAAUUCACUAUUGAACGACGACCACAACCACUCACACAGUGGCUGAAGGACCCCGGCCCUCGCAGUGAGAAGCGCACGCUGCUGUGCGACAUGGCCUGUUUCCUUCUCAUCACGCCCCUGGCGGCCAUCUCCGGCUGGCUGUGUCUGAGAGGCGCCCAGGACCACCUGCAGCUGAAGAGCCGACUCGAAGCCGUCGGCCUCAUCGCCCUCACCAUCGCCCUCUUCACCAUCUACAUCCUCUGGACACUGGUGUCAUUUCGGUAUCACUGUCAGUUGUACUCGGAGUGGAGGAGGACCAAUCAGAAAGUGCGCCUGCUCAUGCCCGACAUGAAAGGGGCGCACACCACCCAGCGUUCUGUGCCGACCAAGUCGACCAAGAAAAUGACUGAUGAGACCAUCGUAUGAGUGCAGAGUGGUGCCAAGAGGAAUAUUUAAAAUAAAGCCUACUGAAGCACUCUCUGGGGAAAAAAACAACAAAAAAAACAAACAAGAUUAAUCAUAUUAAUGAACUUUUGCACUUCAUAUGGACCAUUCUGAGAGGAGAGAGCUACUUUCUCCCUCUGUUUUCUUUUAUCGAAGCACUUGAUGUAAACUACUACGGUGUUGGCCAACCACAGAAAGUGGUUUUGGGAAGAACUCAUUCCGGAGUCCUAGUUGAUGUCGAAACACAAAGUUGUCACUGGACAGACAGACAGGCGGUGCUGGGAUGUGAACGACAUGGACACAUGGACGAUGGACGAACCAGCCCAACUGUGUGUCGGUGACACAAACUUAUGAAAUACUAAGACACAAGCUAAUGUAGCAGGAUAUAAGUGAUUCAGCAUGCUACUACAGUAUAAUAUAAAACAUAUUCACUACCUAUAAUUCCCUCAUGCCCCUUCACAAUGUAUUUAGCUGUUUUUGAGCAAUGGGCAGCCAGUAGCCCGGCAGAGGAGAAUAAUCUAAAAACCAUGAUUGACAAAGUCUGUGAGUUUUCAUUCUCGACCGGUUUAAAGGUGACGGUCGCUCGUGCCAACGGUCUUGUCUAUAACCUGAAUCUGAAGUUUCUUGGUAAAGCUUUAUCAUUGCUGUCUGAACAGUGGAAAAUCAAAUCCUUUGACCGUUUAGACGACAGCUAAGGCAUCACGUAUUUAUCACACUCGUCACGGGGUCAGUGAAGACUGUAUUAUAUGAGAUAACACUACCUGCAGCCGUGAGACGGCAGUGCAGGAAACGUAAGGGAAAUAGUAUUUAAGGUGUGGAAAAGUGUUUACAUUCUAAUUGGAUGACGUCUCUACUAUUGUCAUUAAAAAAAAAAAAAAGUGCAUUAGCUCCACUUGUAAAUGCACCAUUCAUUAAUUGAGCUACCUAGUAACGACCAGUAGUUAACGCCCCACAUCACAAGAGAUGCAGUUUUAACUAGAGGAGAAACCAGAAGUGUUCUGAGAUUACAGACGUUCGUCCUACGUGACAAACACAGAGACGUAUCAGAGCAGGCUGGUACUCUGUAAAGGUGCAAAAAGAGAAACGUGUUCUGAGAUGUCAAUCAAUGUAUGCAGCAUACGCUCAACAAAAGUAUUUUGUGUUAUUGUAGUCUUCCUGCUGCAUCCCCCUGGAAAGUUGGGUUAUUGUGCAAUAAAACACGAGGGACUCCUGUACUAAAUCAA
Messenger RNA from Acanthopagrus latus (yellowfin seabream), 2455 nucleotides. RefSeq names its product E3 ubiquitin-protein ligase MARCHF2-like. Gene Ontology annotation, molecular function: zinc ion binding; ubiquitin-protein transferase activity. The record is from RefSeq and is a predicted model, not a curated record. Bases 468 to 1214 code for a protein of 248 amino acids. Gene Ontology annotation, biological process: protein ubiquitination. Lineage: Eukaryota; Metazoa; Chordata; Actinopteri; Spariformes; Sparidae. The transcript has 5 exons.